Molecule: messenger RNA, 2055 nt
Organism: Etheostoma spectabile (orangethroat darter)
Lineage: Eukaryota; Metazoa; Chordata; Actinopteri; Perciformes; Percidae
Product: alanine aminotransferase 2
Exons: 12
Coding region: 391-1821 (476 amino acids)
Biological process (GO): biosynthetic process
Molecular function (GO): transaminase activity; pyridoxal phosphate binding
Source: RefSeq, a predicted model, not a curated record
AAAGUAGGUGUAAAUGACAAGUCUAAAGAAUUUAUUGUGAAAUGGCACAAGGACACAUACUUCCCUCUCAUGAGAUAUUCACGUGUUCCACAUGGGGAGAACCCCCCCUGCCCAUUGUCACACCAAAUGUGGGAUCAACCAGGCCUUUAUGAAAAUGACAGUAGUUCAAGUGUAUCAUCUCCCAUUCGGCCUGGCUUUAUUUAGCACUUUGGGGAUAAUGUUUAACCAGUUUUGAUCUUCAAUCUUUUUUUUUUUUUUUACGAGCUUCUAGCUCUAGUAGUUAUAGGCUGAGCCAACACUCUGGGUGCCUUCCCUGCACUUGCCUGACAGAUUUCAACAUUGAGCCGUUUUUAGGGUCUCUGAGUUGUUGAGCUUCUCAGUGAAACAGAGAUGAGUUCCUUGCAGGAGGUUAACCCCACGGUGCGGGGGAUCAGAGCCCCAACAAACCUGCAGAGUCUGGCUGCACGCAUCACAGAGGAGAUCACACAGGGAGUGACGAAACCCUUCCAGCAGGUGAUUGAUGUCAGUUCAGGGGAUCCCCACAGGGCAGGGAUGGCACCCAUGUCGUUUGUUCGCCAGGUCUUGGCAGCGUGUCUUUACCCCGAGCUCCUCACUGAAAAAUGCCUCCCUCUGGAUGCCAGGCAGAAGGCACAGAAGCUUCUGGGGGCCUGCAGUGGCGGGAGUGUGGGCUCAUAUUCUUCAGCCUCCUGCGGUAUACCAUGCGUCCAGAAGAGUGUUGCUGAGUUCAUCACGAGGAGAGAUGGUGGAGUGAGUUCACACCCAGAAGACAUCAUCUUCUCCAGUGGUUCUCAAAAGACUGUAAUGCAUCGCCAUGUGUACUUCGUCCACAGCAAUCAAACCAAAAGGUCCCAAAAUGUCCCAGCUGAAGAGCCCUGCCCACACACCCUGCCCCCGCUGCUGGAUGAGGUCGGGGUGACUCUGGUGCCGUACCAGCUGAUGGAGGACCGAGGCUGGGCGGUAGACCUGGACGAGCUGCACGGAGCUUUAAAGACUGCUAGGGGACGCUGCGAGCCCAGAGCCAUUUACAUCAGCAACCCAGGAAACCCCACAGGUCAUGUGCAAGACAGGAAAUCAAUAGAGGAAGUGAUUCGCUUCGCUGCAACCGAGGGCCUCGUCCUGUUGGCUGAGGAGGUGUACCAGGACAGCGUGUAUGGACAGGAUAAGGAGUUUAUUUCCUAUAAGAGAGUCCUGUUUGAGAUGGACCAAGAGUUCUCAGAGACAGUGGCGUUGGUCUCCUUCCACUCUGUAUCCAGCGCCUGCAUGGGAGAGGCUGGUCUGAGAGGAGGAUAUAUGGAGGUAAUUAACAUGGACCCAGCAGUGCAGAAGUAUUUAAGAAGUAUGCAGGACUCUUCCAGCCCUCCCGUUUUACCGCAGCUCGCCCUGGAGAUCAUGGUCAACCCGCCCACACCUGGACAACCUUCUUAUAAAACAUACACACAGGAGAUCCUUCACUCUCAGACAACUCUGUCCCAGAAUGCUCAGCGUGCUUGUGAGUUCCUGAAUGAUUUACCAGGGAUGAACUGCCAACCUGGGAUGGGGGGAGUCUUUCUUUAUCCCUGUCUGCAUUUACCACCUCAGAUGAUAGAGGAGGCCAAGAUGUUAGGCGUGGAGGCAGAUGUGCUUUAUUGCCAGAGGUUACUGGAAGAGGAAGGUGUAUGUUUGGGAGCCGGCUGUGAGAAUGGACAUGAAGAUCCAAACUACCACAUCAGGCUGUGUGUUUUGGCUCCUCCUGCCACCCUGGAGGAGAUCUUGGCACGACUUUGCUCUUUCCACCUGCGCCUGCUGGACACAUUUCCCUGACAGAAGUGUCAAGGACACCAAAGCGUUUUUUUGUUUUACACGUUUUUCUCCCAAAAUGAAUACUGUCAAAAAUAAAAAAAAUAUUUCUUGAUCCUGCAAAGACUAAAAUAGACAAUGUAUAAUAACUUGUGAAAUACAUGGUGUAAGCCAUUGAGUUAUUGGAUUGCUCACCUUAGUAAAUAACAAAGUAAAAGUCCAACACAAACAGUCAAUAAAGGAUCUUUAAAUUAUUAA